GCCCCCGGACUCGAUGUCCUAACACGUUGUGAUCCACCACGUAUAGCUUCAGCUUAUUUUCAUACUUUGCAAUCAGCUAUGCUGAAGGUCAUUGUAGCCAAUUAUCUCAAACAACACACGGAAUACGACGUAAGGGAGAUUACACCAUUGAUCGCACGGGAAUCAUGCGCAUUAUUUCAAGAUCUUAUCGGACUUGUUGUUCAAAGGGCAUCUAAAACUGUAGAUUCGGUCAAUUCAGCAAUAAUAAUGAAUAUUGAAAGCACAUCAGCUCAAGCAUUUUUUUCUGCCCCAACUUUAGCUGAAGUAUUAAAUCAUUUUCAAAAUUUACAUCGUGAUGUUAAAGGUGAUAUUGUAGAAAUGAACAUUUUAAAAGGAUUAGCGGAAGUAUUACCAACAGAAUUUAGUGGUUUGGGAAUCAACGGAGUGACAACUAGUAAUGAUUCCGUUGUAUUAGAUGAAGGAGAAGAUGAUGAAAUAGGUGAAUUAUUCUCAAUUUGGAAUAAUAAUAGUAAUCAGGGAAUUUCGAAUAAAAAAUCGCGAAUAAGGAGAGCAAGUACCACAGAUAUUUCAGAUAAUAACUCGCGACGAACAUUAUAUGGAUCACCGGCUAUAGAAUUCGUAGAAGAAACAACUACGACAAGGAAAAGAAAAGGAAUUGAUAUAGAAAAUAAUAAGAACGCGUCGAAAAAGGCAAAAACUCCUGCUGCAAAUAUGACCGCCAGUGUAAUACCAACGCCAUUCAGGAUCAUUCCAGGACAAGGAUCAGAAUAUUUACAUGAAACACUUAACGAGGACGGCUUCCAACAUUCUACCGAAUUUGAUGAAUCUUUGUUGACUUCUUUCACAACAUCAUUUUUUGCCCCGAACAAUGAUGUAAAUCUAUCCACAUCAUCCAAUCCAAUUAUGACUUACGCACAACAUCGUAUAACCACGGCUUAUGAUGCGAUAUCUCAUCACUUAACAACACAUACACAAGAAAAAAUAUCUCUAUAUGAAAAAUCAUGUCAAGAAUAUGAACUAUUAUUAGAAAUACUUGAGGCAUUAGAUGGUGUCGGAGAUGAAGUAGCAUUGGCUAAAAUGUUAGAGAAUUGGAUCGAGGACGUUGAAGAUGAAGAUGUAAUAAUAAUGAGUUCAGAGGCAGUAAAUAAUUCUAAGCCUAAUUUAGAAGGUUCGGAUAAUGAAUUUAGUAAUAACAACAUUGAAGCACCCAAUGAAAGCCAACAAAUAAAGAAAGUGACUAUGAUUGGAAAUA
Messenger RNA from Dentiscutata heterogama, 1252 nucleotides. The record is from the annotation of a GenBank genome assembly. Lineage: Eukaryota; Fungi; Glomeromycota; Glomeromycetes; Diversisporales; Gigasporaceae.